Prunus armeniaca (apricot) is the source of this 237-nucleotide messenger RNA. The record is from the annotation of a GenBank genome assembly. NCBI's taxonomy places the organism in Eukaryota, Viridiplantae, Streptophyta, Magnoliopsida, Rosales, Rosaceae.
AUGGAGGAAUGGGGCUUGAAAUUACAGAGUUUCAGAGAGAUGAAGCUUGCUCUCUGGAUGUGUGUUGUAGCUAGUGGUGAAGUAGUGGGUGUGGUUGUGUUUAAUGGGUAUGAGGUACCUUCUUUUAUAGCCGCUGAAAGCUCCUCCUUCCCAAGGAACCCUAGUUGGUUAUCUCCAAUUUUGCUAAGUCUUCUCCUCCAUUUCUCUUCUCUUCCUUUGAUUCAACCUUUUUUGUGA